Messenger RNA from Thalassophryne amazonica, 2780 nucleotides. RefSeq names its product F-box and leucine-rich repeat protein 18 (gene fbxl18). Gene Ontology annotation, molecular function: protein binding. The transcript is spliced from 7 exons. Gene Ontology annotation, biological process: SCF-dependent proteasomal ubiquitin-dependent protein catabolic process. Bases 169 to 2343 code for a protein of 724 amino acids. Gene Ontology annotation, cellular component: SCF ubiquitin ligase complex. The record is from RefSeq and is a predicted model, not a curated record. Lineage: Eukaryota; Metazoa; Chordata; Actinopteri; Batrachoidiformes; Batrachoididae.
AAGUUCGUCCGACUCUGAAAGAUGUCCGAUGUUUCACAGAACGUCUCAUUCCAGCGGUGUUCAGUUUGACACAAAGUUUGGAGAUUUUUCUGCUGAAUGUUCGAGCUUAACAUGUAGUUUUUGGUUCGUGUUGAGACGCUACAGACCGUCAGUGCAGCUGUGGGGGUGAUGGCAGAGGACUCAAACCGACAGCACGCUGUAGUUGACGAGGAUGCAGUGGCUUCUUCCUCUGUGGGAAUGUCAGAUUUGUCUGAUGAGAUCCUGCUGUACAUCCUCCGCCAUGUUCCAGUGUGUGACCUGCUCCUGAACGUGGCACGUGUCUGCCACAAAUUACACAGACUUUGUCACGACAAGACUCUGCUGACCUGUGUCACCUUGUCAGAGGAAUAUAAGGCAAAUGAUCUAACAGUGCAGCAACUAUUGAAGCAGCUAGCCAAUCAUGUGCACUCCCUGAGCCUGAAUGGCUGCUAUUGGCUGUCUGGCUCUACCGUGGAUCAUCUUGUUCGCUGCAGGGCAGUGACGCACCUCGAUGUUACCGGCUGCCGCCUCACCUCGCUCCGUCUGUCCCGCCUCCUGUCCUCCCUCACGUUACUCAGAUCACUAGCGUUUGAUGUGAUGCCGGGUUUCAGCGCGGCGCAGCUCAGCUCGGUAGCAGUCGAUUCUCUGAGCCGCUUGUCGGAGCUCAAACAGACGCUGCUGACGCCCAGUUAUGGCGUGGUGCCAUGCUGUGCACAACUUCGCAGGCUGAUGCUACAGUUUGACAUCCCGGAUGUGACCAGAGAGGGCGUCGGUGUGAGCUGUCAGCUGAUGGUGGGCCAGAGCAGCGUGCCACAUUACCAACAGCUGGAGGAGUUCAGUGCCAGACUGGCGCCUGGAGAAGUAAACCAGACCUUGCUCCUUCUCUACCUAGCGGUGUUCAGCGUUCACCUUCCAGAGCGUCUUCGGGUUUUCCUAGUGUCUAUUCCCGGCCCAAACCCCGCCCACUGGCCCGCUGCUAACUCGCUGGCCCAGAGCUUGGGUCAGCGUGGCGACGUAGAGGCCCUGCAGCUUCCUCGAUCGUGGCUCGAUUCUCUGUCUGUGAAACGAGUGCUGCAGGGCAGCAGCCCCAAGUGCCUCAGCUUCAGCCGCUGCCCCGCUUUAUGGCCGCAGGUGUUCCAGUCGCUGCUGGAGGGAGGUGUCAAAGACCCCAAGAAACUGAUCAGUCUCAAUCUGAGCGGGAUCAGCCACGUUUCUUUCACAGACUGCAGCGGGAGUCGUGGUGGUGAAGAUCUUCUGGUCGCUGGGACUAUGAGCCAGUUAGCUGUUGUUUGUUCCAAACUUAAACACCUAAAUCUAAUGCACACCCAUUAUCACCACGAGAAGACGCCCGGCUUAAGAGGGGAAACGCACUUGUGUGCAAGCUUGGCCAAGUUCAAAUACCUGCACUCGCUCACGCUGCCGGCCUGCGCGCUGUCGAGUGGCUUAAACGCACAUCACAUCUCAGCGAGCCACACGGCUCCACCAUCGCUCUUCCUGGGUUUAAAGAAGUCUCCACGCGUGGGGCUCCAGAAUUUUAAAUCUGAUUCAGAGCUGCCUUCUUCGAGGGACGGCACCUCAGGGCUGGCUCAGCUCUUUGCUGGAUGCUCUUUGCUGCAGACCUUAGAAAUCAUUGGACCUGGUUUUGUCUCUGUGCUUCCUCGGCUUGAGCCCUGUACACGUGCGAGCGUGGAGCCUCGCGGCAUGUGCGCUUGGGCUCGAGCAGUUGGUGACGCGCACGUGGCGGCACUCGAGGCUUUGCCUCAGUUGCGUCGUCUGACUCUGGCUGGGCUUCCUGGGGUUCUUAAGGGAACGGGGCUGGUCCACCUGGCCAAGCAGUGCAGGGAUCUCCAGGUUCUGUCCCUCGCCAACAUCGGGUCUCUGAAAACCAUCAACUACAGUCCUGCUUUGCUGGAAACACUCAAACACUGCACGCAGCUACGGGAACUCAGGCUGGAGCAGCCCUACCUGAAUGCCAACGCUUCCUUCUUUGAAGCUCUAUCUUGUUGCUCACGGCUGCAGCGCGUCUGCCUCAUCUCACGCUGCGGCAUCUUCGACGCGCUUGCCGCAGAAGCCUUCAUGGAGCGCUGCCUGCACGUCGUGACGUGCCACAUGUUCCUGGGCGGGCCACUGGUCACCUGCCGAACGCUGCAGAAAAGGCUGCUGGACAGGUUUUCGGCUGAGCGCUCGGCCCUGAGCGUGGUCGUGUAUCCGUUACAGCACGAGGAUCUGCCUGCAGUCAUCAGGGAGAUCCCAAUGACGCUGCUGGAUCGGAUAACCUUGUUCCAGAGCCAUGUGGCCCAAGCCCCGCGUUUGUCACCGUGCUGACACGACCGGAGGUUUUCUGUGAUUGGUGCUCAAACACAUUUGAUGUUACACUCUGAUGUGCGAUUGUGAACUUUUACUUCUGUGCAUAAAAACAAAAACGAAACACAGCGGCACAUUCUGAUCUGUGACAUCGUCAGCUGUCAGGCCGAAGAGUGCAUGUUUACUUUUACAUGACACUGUGACACUAGAAUUCAGAGGAUAAUACCCCUAGGAUGAGCUCAACAGGGAGGUCAAAGGUCAAAUGAUGCUCCUGGAUGUGGUGGGGAUUUUUAAUGUGGUUCAAUUCCAGCAAAAGUUGGUGCUCCUGAUCUUACAACUCUGGUUUCUCAGAAAUGUGACUUCACUGGUCUAAUACUUUGACAAUAAGUGGCAAAAAUAAUCCAAUAGAGCAUGUAUUUAAAAACAAAGGUGCAGACGACAAAAAGAAAAUACUGUAA